UGACAUAUUUGACAGACGGCUCGACCUGACAUCUGACAUACGGUUUUAUCUUCAUCAUCUUCGAUUUUUAUUAUUAUAUGAAAAUAAUCUAAAAUAUGUCUCAUUUUAUCUAUUAAACUAAUAAAAACAAUGACUUACGUUAGUUUUUAGGCAGUGAAAGUACAAGAGAAGAAGCAGCAAUGGCCGCUGAAGGAAAGGUGAUGGGUCGCAGAUUUGUGCUAACCCUGGUGAUUGGGAUCUCGGCCGGAUUUAGUUUCGCGUACAUACUGUUAACGUCGACCGGAUCCUCGCCGUACAGGGACUUCGACAAGCACCCAAUCAUGGAGGUCCAAGACCACAGAUUCGACGAGCCAGCCCACAGAGACGAGGACCGGACCGAGGCCGACGAAUUGUCAAAGAAGGUCCGGGUUCUCUGUUGGAUCAUGACGCAGCCCAGCAACCACGAGAAGAAGGCGCGGCAUGUCAAGGCGACUUGGGGAAAGCGGUGCAAUAAGCUCAUCUUUAUGAGCUCGCAGGAAGACCCAAAUCUCCCGACGGUGAAGCUGCCAGUGCAAGAAGGGCGCGAUUAUCUCUGGGCCAAGACGAAGGAGGCCUUUCGAUACGUUUACGAACACCACAGGAGAGAUGCCGACUGGUUCCUUAAGGCCGACGAUGAUACAUAUGUAGUAGUAGAAAAUUUGCGAUACAUGUUGUCAGAGUACAACAGUAAUGACCCGGUGUACUUUGGCUGCCGGUUCAAACCAUUCACUUCACAGGGUUACAUGAGCGGUGGGGCGGGCUACGUGCUGAGUCGAGAGGCGCUGGACCUGUUCGUGAACAAGGGGCUGCCGUCGCCACAUCUCUGCAAGGCCAGCGAGCACGGCGCUGAGGAUGCCGAGAUGGGUAUUUGUCUAGAAAGGAUCGGCGUGAAGGCCGCUGAUAGCCGGGACAGCCUGGGCCGCGGUCGGUUCUUCCCGUUCAUGCCGCGGGACCAUCUGUUCCCCAACAAGGACAAGGGCUUCUGGUAUUGGAAAUACAUCUACUACCCUUCAGAUGAGGGCCUGGACUGCUGUUCAGACCACGCCAUCUCCUUCCACUACGUGAACCCUCAAGAGAUGUACAUAUUAGACUACUUAAUCUACCACCUCAGGCCAUACGGCAUCAAAUACGGCGUCAGCGACGCCAAAACUAGUGCAAGUGUAGUAGGCAGUAAUGAAACUAAACAAGGUAGUCAGUAGUUUAACCUAAGAAUAAAGUACAGUCGGCAUCAAUAAUAGUGUAUAGAACACCGCGCCAGAAGUAGCUGCCAUCAUGUAAUAUUUUAUACGGAGAUACAUCUCUACAGGUCUAUUAUGUAUGCCACACUAAUUGUUUUACAUACUGAGACACACCUAUCUAAAGAUAUAUAGUAGUUUAAGUGACUAUUACAUAAUGAAAGGCAUUAAAUCCGAGCGUGGGAUUACGAAAACCGUAAGUUGCAUGUCGGCUCGUUUCCAAAUAAUGUUUUUGUAGUCUUAUCCGCUUCUUGGUAUGUAAAAAAAUGUAUUGUUGAUUAAUUGUGAAAGAAAAGAUAUGCCUUUUUUAUGACAAAAAAUCAAAACAGAUUUUUAUGAUUAUUCUUUUCGCUGGGCUCAUUUUGCAAUCUUUAUAAUACAUGCGAUGUGCGAAGUAGUUCUACUAGAAAUCGUGCAUACAUUUUUAACCAUUACUCAAAGGAAUAUAGUGAAAAAAGUAUCAUAGUUUGACUGUAUAUAUACGUCUAACUAUAAUUAGUGACGUGUUCAGUGUUGGUAGAACUAUUUAGAAGGUAUCUUUUAUUUGCCACACAAAAAGAACGCACGGAACUCGCAUUCAGUGAAUAUAGACUUGUCUGCUGAUCUCAUACGUAGAUACCGAUAUUAAUAAAUCAAAUAUAUUAGUCUUAUGUGAUACUACAUAAUAUAUACGUCUCUUUCGUACUAAAAGGUUAAAUUGAUAUUAAAUUAGGUAGGUACAUAAUUAGGUUAGUAAAUUCUGUUAACUUUGGAUACUCGAGAAUAUUGAACGGACAUAAAAUAUCAUAUAACGUGACGGAAUAUUAGACAAUAAUAGUUAUUAUAGUAUAUAUUGUGCAUAAAACAUAUUGGAAUGACAAUUUCUAUUUUAAGUUCAAGUUCCCUGAUCAUUCUAAGUUGACAGAAUUUAUAGUAUUUGUAACAAUAAUAAUUAAACAUAUACCAAAGGCCUGUGGGUCAGUCAAUAAUAUUAAAUUAAUACGUUUCUAUAUUGUAUAUUAAUGUCAUCUGUCUUGUAUAUUUUGAGUUUUGAUAUUAUUUUAUCGUGUUAUUUGAAUUUGUAUAUUUGGAUGUAUAACUUAUGGACUAUUUAUAAUUUUAAUUAUGUAAGCAAAAUCGUGUUAAUAUAUAGGUAUGUAUAAUAGAUUUAAAUUAUACAAAAAAUAUAUAGAUAUAAUAUGUGUUGACGAAAUAAAUUCUGAAAAAGACACAAGGAAUAUAGCUAACUAAUUGAUCUAUAAACAGUUAUAUUUCUGUCUGUUUUGGAAUUUAUUUCAGUCUUAAAUAACGAGGAGAUAAAAAUAAUCUGGUAAAGCUACAUUUAUGCAAGCCUUAACAGGUAACACUGACUCUUGAAAUCGAAGUUGCCAGUUUAGUAAAAUUGUAAUGUAUAAUAAUAACGUUGGUAGUGUUACAAUUUCAUUUAGAACACAAAAUUAAUGUGUCUGAACAGACCAUAAUAUUGGAACUAGUAAUAAAUACUAAGCUUAGCCUAUAAUAAUAUUCUUAGUGUAAACAUUUAUAAUGUAGUGACAUCGUUUCUCGCGCCAGGGUCAUAUGGAGCAUUUAAAUCGUUAAUGUCCAUGCAUUUAUAUGUAAUUUUGUAAAAGUUAUUAUUUUGGCUCAUUAUUUACGAUACAUCUAUUCGCGUAAUGUUGUUGGCAUUGGCACCUACAACACGCUUAGUUUAAUUUCUUAGCGGAUAAAAUCCUGCAAAGAGCGGGUGCCAAUAACUGGCAUAUUAUGCCAAUUAUUAUACUCUGUAUCUUUAGGUAUUUAAAUAAAAGUAAACAAACAAUUUGUACAUUUUCGGGUAGUUAUAACAUUUAUUGGUUAACCAACCAAAUACAAAACCGCCUGGAUAUGUCACUGAACGACUUGACUUUAACCUACAUUAUUUGAUCAUGGCAUGUUUUCCUCUACCCUCAACUGGCUUAAGGAGCCAUUUGAGGGUAGAUCUUGUUUACUUUUAUUUAAAUACCUAAAGGUACAGUAGAUUUUAACCUACUUUAUAAACUGAUGCAUAUUUUUAAGUUUUAACCGCCCUGUGCAUAGACCACCAUUAGGCUGAUAUUUUUUAUCUAAACCAAAUACCUAUACGCUGAAAAUUCAUGCUUCGAAAUUGCACUAAGGGUUAGCAAGGGCGGGUAUUACCGAAAUAAAAUAUUUAGUGAGACUAAAAAUAGCCCUCAAUUGUACUUGGAGGAUUUAACAACUUGAGUCGCCUUUAAGAGCCUACCUCUCUGUCGAAAAGCUAGGCCAAUGGUCAUGUGUAUUGUAUGGACUGACGUUUAUCUGACAUGGCUUUUUGUACGUUACGUACAAAUCGGCAGAUUGUUUUGUACAGAAAAUUACAGCCAAGGCGUCUCCAUAAGUUAAAUCCUCCAAGAACCUGUACGUCAUAUUAGAUCACGUAUUAUAAUAGAAAUGCCAGUAUAAUAUAAGAUACAAAAUAGAUAAGGUUUUCUACUAGUCUUUCUAAGUAAUCGAGAUUACCAAAGAAUAUUUAGAUGUAAGUUUCGUCAUUUUAGAGGUUCCUUUUUAUACAUACUGCUAGACUAAAAUCUGAUUCAUAAUAAUUGUAUUUAUUCCUUUCGUAAUAAAAUUGGAUAUAACAUUGUGUCAAGUUCAAUAACAUUUGGCUUUGCAAUGAUAUUGAAGAAAAAUCUAUUCUCUGAUUAAUUUUGUAGUGCCAAUACAAUAUGACACAAAAACUGUAAUUGGAUAAAAUAUUCUUAGUCCACAAAUCAACGGCUUGUAUGUAAUAUCGCCCUAGUUAUUGACGAUACUCUGUAUUUUAUUAAAAAAUAUGUAACUUUGGCUUAAAUCAAGUUUAAAUUCUUUACUUUACGUUUAGUCAGCAGCGAAAGUAGCCAAGCGGGUGACAUGUUCAAAUCAAUCUCCACAAGUUUUUAUUAUCUUAACAAAGUUGUGUUUAGAUUAUUUUGAACACCUAGCCUGCGUACCAACUUCAGUUGUAGAUCCUUUUUCUACAUAACAAAUAAAAGCGCCUGCUGCGACUGUCAGAAAGCAACCCUGCCCUACGUAUAACAGCCAUUAUCUUUUGACAUGCAAUAGUCAACUUUAUUCGAAUGCAUUAAAGUUCCUUUUAUACUGGAACCUUUGUCGGCAAUUGCUGACUGUGGCGGUCAAAGGAUGAAGAAAAGGAAUUCAAUUCUCAAGCAAAUACUUCCAAAUUAACAUUUUGGAUGCCAAUGAAUAUAAUAGAAUAUCAUUUAUUUCAGUAUAAGUACACAGUUAUACAAUACAUACAGAGAAAGAAAGAGAAAAUAAAAUACUUCUAAGUUGUACACUGUAUAUAAUUAUGCUGAAAUAGGUGAACACUCGGCAUAAUGCCAAGUCCUACUGAAGUUGUACGCUGACGCUGGUCUUCCGUGGUCACUGUAGACAAACCUGUAUGACGGAUAUAUCCGAACCGUAGGUCCAACGCCAAAGACGAAUUAAUCCGUCACAGACAGCAACAUCGACCUACGUGUAUAUACAUAAAGUUCAACUUCAGUUUUGACACUUCGAUGACGUGGCGUCUGCGUGACAGCUUUUGUGUUUGACACGGCGUCCAAAAGGUUAAAACUUUUUGGCUGUAACGGCUAUUAUGCGUGAUGGGACAGAGUAACGAAAGUCAACUUUCUUAUUUUUUUCUAAUGUGUGUCCUACGUCAAUUUUGUUAAACAGCUCAAUUUGUUAUUAAACCAGAUACACUGUUGGAAUCAGAGUUCCCAGUGAUCAUGUGAUUAUAAGAAAA
This is a messenger RNA of Cydia pomonella (codling moth), 5016 nucleotides long. RefSeq names its product glycoprotein-N-acetylgalactosamine 3-beta-galactosyltransferase 1-like (gene C1GalTA). Lineage: Eukaryota; Metazoa; Arthropoda; Insecta; Lepidoptera; Tortricidae. Gene Ontology annotation, molecular function: N-acetylgalactosaminide beta-1,3-galactosyltransferase activity. Gene Ontology annotation, cellular component: membrane. The record is from RefSeq and is a predicted model, not a curated record.